UCCUAUAGUUGCUUCUUGUGUUAUGCUCUGUUGUGUCUAGAGGUAAGAACGAAAAUCAGAGCGACCUAGGCGCUGAAGAAGCACAGCGUAAUUUGGAGUAACUAAAACUAAGUUCGUCGAGAAACUUCCCCGUCUUGGGGUAGCGGCAAGCAAAUACAACAGUGGCAGCGUAAUCUUUGGAACAGAAAAAAGCCAUCAUCGACCACAUACCAUGCGGCCUUCUGUGGUAGUGAUCACUGUACUUAUGGAGUUUACUAUGAUUCCAGUUUGCUUCUGUGGACACAAUGGCGGUGGUGGUGGUGGUGGUGGAUGGCAUGACGGAGAUAGCGGGGGCUUUAGUUCGUCGUUUAAGAAAGUCGGGCCUCCCGUCGUUGGCAGCAUUGGGGGUCACGGCGGGGGAAGCUGGUCCAGUGGCGAAUAUGGGUCUGGUCACGGCGGGGGAAGUUGGUCCAGUGGCGAAUAUGGGUCCGGUCAGGGCGGAUCGUCAAGUGGAAUCGGAGGUAAUAAACAGUACGGAAGCGGGCAUUUUGGCAGCGGAUGGUCAGAUGAUCAGAAGGGAGGCCACGGAGGUGGCUGGAAAGGUGCGGAAGAGUGGAGGCCGUACCACUUCGGCUACCAGACACAUUCGCAUGAUGCAACCACUGCUCGUGAGGAGAAAACUGAUGAACAUGGCAGGGUGUCGGGAUACUAUACACUGAUGACUGCUGAUGGACGAAGCAGGAAGGUGUCGUAUGUGGCCGAUGAGCAUGGUUUCCGAGCAAAGGUUGACACCAACGAGCCAGGAACUGCCAAUGAAGAUCCUGCUAGCGCCCAUUUUCGGUCAUCCGCUCCAAAGGUCGUACACUCUCCAACAGCGCAUAAAAGUGGCCAUGGAGAAUGGCAAGACCAGGGUCAGAGUAGUUGGUCUGGAGGACAUUCGAGCGGUGAUGAGAGAGUACGUGGCGGUUGGCAGGUGAACACCAACGUUAAUCACGGAGGUUGGACUGGUGGCAACCGUCAAGACCGGAACAAGAGAUGGUAAAGGCCAAUUUGCUAAGCCCGAGAAGAAUAAUUUACCAGAGUGCUGUGCCGGAAUCUCUGAACGGUGAACGAUUCAUUAGCAUCCGAGAAAUAAUAAUUUUAUUAUGCUAUUUUACUUAACCAGAUCAAGUAUUCAAGCUAGCCACUUAUAGCUUAGCUACCUGGUGUGAAAAAAACUAAAUCUUCCAUCGACGUUCUUCUGACAGUGAAAGCUGAAGCCACCGCCCGUUUGAGCGUGUUUCGAACUUGUAUUCGUACGAUCUAGGUUGCUACUACAAGCAACGCCAUAAAAUCAUAUAGUCUAAAACUGCAUAGAGCGUUUGUUAGAUGAAUCCCAUAAGGGAUUUGGGUAAUGUAGCAGAAAUGCACUCAAUGUUUCAAGACCUCUACUUGUACAUUAGUUAACGUUUCGACUUAUAUGUGGUCCAUCGUGCAUAUGGGCGUACAUUCGUUAAAUUUCGUGCUCGUCAACGACGAAACUUUGAGGACUCGUACUCCCUGCAUGCAUGCACCGUAACCCUUUGCAUCCUGUUGUCGUUACGUUUCACGAACGUCAUUUGGUCUAUAUGUAGUUGAAUAAAACUGCUCUAUUAACAGAAGACCUUUAUGAUAUAUAGUCUUUGAAACGCUUGCUUAUGAGCUAUGCGCUCGUUCCUAGAUGGAUUUACAUACAUACAUACAUACAUAUAUAUAUAUAUAUAUAUACGAAAAAUAAUUAUAGCACAGGCAUUUCAAAACGCACGACUAAUAACAAUACAGACAACGUCUAUAUCGAAGAAUAGUUGUAAAAACAAAGCCGACCGGAAACAAAUCGCUAUACACGCUGGAUAUGAAUGUAUU
Messenger RNA from Varroa destructor (honeybee mite), 1860 nucleotides. RefSeq lists its product as uncharacterized. Gene Ontology annotation, molecular function: structural constituent of chitin-based larval cuticle. The record is from RefSeq and is a predicted model, not a curated record. Gene Ontology annotation, cellular component: chitin-based extracellular matrix. Lineage: Eukaryota; Metazoa; Arthropoda; Arachnida; Mesostigmata; Varroidae.